AUGUCUCGGCUGACUCUCAAAUUUCGCGAAUAUGUGAGCGAAGAUCCCAACGGUGAGGAGAAGCGAUCAUUCGACAUCUUCGAGACUUAUCUUCAACCAAAAUCGGAUCUCUCAACCGUCGAUGCUUCAGUAAAGCUCCGAGGUGUCUUUACGUCUUCGGGCAAGCGCUUUGGCGACAAGUUUCAUCAUGAGAUCCUGGCUCACUUCAUCGAAGAUCUCGCUCGGCAGGUUCCGGCUGAAAAUCCUUCUCAAGAUCGGCUCGUCUCAUUGUUCAAGGCGCUUCAAGCAGGUGAUUCUGGCGCGGCCCGCUGGUCAGCCGGAGAAUUCGAAGAAGGUCUCAAUGCAAAAUUACAGAUGGAUUCCAGUGUGGACGAAGAUCAUGAUGAAGAGUCUCGAGACCCCGAAUUCAUCAACUGGAUCGCGUUCGUCGCCCGCCUAUGCGAAGCAGGUAUUAUCAACUGCACCGGGAUCGCCAUCGAAGCUCAGGCGGAUGGCUUAGAGAUCGCUUUCGAGGACGGCUCACUCAUCUACGGCCUAGGCACUGACAUGCGUAUUCAACGAGCUGCUAUGUGGGUCAUUCACAGCCCAAAAUUGCUAUGGAAAGGCAUUGUGCACACCCCUGAAUCAUCACAAGAGAAGCCAGAGGGCAUGCAUUACUGGCCGAUCAGGAAUGGCGCGUUCUAUCACGGUGCGAGUACUGGGUUGGAGAGAUGGAGGUUCUGGAAAUCCAGGUUCGAGGAGGCUAUGGUGCUAGAGGAAUUGACGCCGCAGACGAAAGCGGCCGCGGCGAGGGCUGCUCUGGCGAUGGAGAGACAAGAAGGCAAGGGAAUGAUCGUGGGCGCUCUAGUCAAGCCAGACUGUAAUACAAUGUAG
Messenger RNA from Cyphellophora attinorum, 873 nucleotides. RefSeq lists its product as uncharacterized. The record is from RefSeq and is a predicted model, not a curated record. Bases 1 to 873 code for a protein of 290 amino acids. Lineage: Eukaryota; Fungi; Ascomycota; Eurotiomycetes; Chaetothyriales; Cyphellophoraceae. The transcript is spliced from 3 exons.